AUGGAUAGGCUUCCAAAAGAACCUAUCAACUCCGAUAACACGGACCAUAAGGGAGUCAUAGGACGUCAUGGUAUGGGAGAAAUUGUCUAUAAUGCGAUCAAGCUUCCUAAGCAGUGGUUUAGAGUAUCAAAGUCAAAGUCCGCUUCUCGGGAAGCUAUAACUAACGAAUGCAGCCAGCACUGGAUCCAGUGGCACUUCAUCCCACCACGGGCCCCUUCUUUCGGCGGCCUAUGGGAGGCUGCAGUGAAAACCGCGAAAACAUCACUGGUAAAAAUUCUCGGCAGCACCCAGCUCUCCUUUGAGGAUUACGCGACCGUGCUUUCCCAGAUCGAAGCCAACAUGAAUAGCCGUCCGCUGACAUCGCUAUCGAACGAUCCUUCGGAGCUAGACGUUCUAACUCCCGGUCAUUUCAUCAUCGGAUCGCCACUUAUCAGCCUGCCGGAGCCGAAUUACACAAACAUCCUAACCAAUCGGCUUGAUCACUACCAGCAGCUGCAAAAACUUAUCCAACAACAUUGGGACCGGUGGAGGAAAGUAUACCUCACAGAACUCAACCAUCAGCGAGAGAAGGCUACAUUUUCGACCCACAUCCAGGUCGAACAAAUUGUUUUGGUCAAGGAGGACUGA
Molecule: messenger RNA, 627 nt
Organism: Wyeomyia smithii (pitcher-plant mosquito)
Lineage: Eukaryota; Metazoa; Arthropoda; Insecta; Diptera; Culicidae
Exons: 2
Coding region: 1-627 (208 amino acids)
Molecular function (GO): nucleic acid binding
Source: RefSeq, a predicted model, not a curated record